AUGGAUCUGCUUGUUGGCGCGCUGCUAAGCGGUGUAGCGCAGAUUGCCGUGCCGUAUGUGGUGAACAAUAUUGGAAGGGUAAAGCGUCCAAAACGCGUCAACAUUGAGGAGGCGCUGCGUGAGGCACACCUGUGCCGUCCGGUCAUCCCGUACAGGGCCCCUGUCCCGUACACGGGAGGCCGAGUGAAGGCGCUGUUUAUAGGCAUCAACUACACAGCCACACGAAGUCAACUGAGUGGAUGCGUUAACGACGCCAAACAAAUGCUUGCGACGCUGCAGCGAAUCCAGUUUCCCAUUUCGGAGUGUUGUAUUCUGGUGGAUGACCCGCGUUUCCCCAACUUUACGGCUUUGCCGACCCGCAAAAACAUUAUACGUCACAUGGCGUGGUUGGUGUACGAUGUUCGACCCGGGGAUGUGUUGUUUUUCCACUACUCUGGACACGGGACGGAGACCAAGGCGGAGCGCGACUCGGAGGAGAUGUACGACCAGUGCCUUGUGCCGCUGGACUACGAGUCGCAGGGCGCCAUCGUGGACGACGACUUGUUUGACUUGCUCGUCAGGCGCCUCCCGGCCGGCGUGCGGAUGACGGCGGUCUUUGACUGCUGCCACUCCGCCUCCCUGCUGGACCUUCCCUUUGCGUUCGUGGGAAACAACAACUACCUCUCGGGCGGGCGGCACGAGAUGCGGAAGGUGCGCGGGAACAAUUUUUCGCACGGCGACGUGGUGAUGUUCAGCGGCUGCGACGAUGCCGGGACGAGCGCCGAUGUGGCGAACACCUCCUCCUUUGGGGCGGGCUCCGUGGCCGCCGGCGGUGCCGCAACACAGGCCCUCACCUGGGCCCUGCUGAACACCUCUCGCCUCACCUACGCCGACAUUUUCAUCAAGACAAGGGAAAUGCUGCGUCAGAAAGGAUACAAGCAGGUGCCUCAGCUUUCCAGCUCGAAGCCGGUGGAUUUGUACAAAACGUUUUCGCUGUUUGGCGAAAUUACAACGAACAGCAGUCUCAUGCACUAUGUGCCGCAGCAAUACCAGCAUCCAUGGGUGCCACCACAGCAGCCGUAUUACCCUCCUCCGCCGCCGCAGCAGCAACCGUAUUAUCCACAGUCCCAGCAGCCGUAUUAUCCACCGCCGCCGCCGCCGCAGCAGCAGCAGUCGUCGUAUUAUCCACAGCAGGCGCCAUCGCAAUACGGCGGUUCCCAGUCUAUGGCUGGAAUUCCCCUCAUGCAGGCGUCGAGUGGAAGACCACCAGAGCACUACCCACAAGCCCUCCCUGGAGGACAAGGUGGGGGACCCCCCCCACAGUACCCUCCAUCCCAAUACCCGCAGUAUUCUUCCUCGCAGUAUUUGGGCAAGGUGGGAAAACCGUUGUGA
This is a messenger RNA of Trypanosoma conorhini, 1371 nucleotides long. RefSeq names its product putative metacaspase 5. Gene Ontology annotation, biological process: proteolysis. Lineage: Eukaryota; Euglenozoa; Kinetoplastea; Trypanosomatida; Trypanosomatidae. Gene Ontology annotation, molecular function: cysteine-type endopeptidase activity. Bases 1 to 1371 code for a protein of 456 amino acids. The transcript has a single exon. The record is from RefSeq and is a predicted model, not a curated record.